Molecule: messenger RNA, 1401 nt
Organism: Erigeron canadensis
Lineage: Eukaryota; Viridiplantae; Streptophyta; Magnoliopsida; Asterales; Asteraceae
Exons: 3
Coding region: 1-1401 (466 amino acids)
Biological process (GO): proteolysis
Molecular function (GO): zinc ion binding; nucleic acid binding; aspartic-type endopeptidase activity
Source: RefSeq, a predicted model, not a curated record
AUGGUGAAUACCAGAAGCAGGAAUGAUGCUACUGGACCAAGUGUUACUAACCCGAAUAACAAUGUGAAUGAGGGUCCAACUCCAGCUGAGUUGGUUGAUUUGCUAUGUUUAGUUAAUAAUGAGUUGACACGGACCAGACAAGAGUUGCAAGAAGUGAGGACUAAAAGGGAUCUUUUGUUGAAUCAGCCUAAAAGAUCGGUAGAGAGUUACCCUCGCCGAAACCGUCAGUAUGAAGAGCCAUCUCCUACUCGUAGCGGUACAGGUAUUACUCCUUCGGUUCAUUCUAUUCGCCGAAGGGACGACAGGGUUCGUAACGAUGGGGAUGAUAUGGAUGGUGGUGGAGUUCACAAGAGCAUCAUGAUGGCGGUUGAGAUGACAUUCGAGGCAAGUAAUUGCCCCGAAAAUAAAAAGGUGGUAUUUUCUGCAAAGAUGCUUGAUAAAGAUGCACUUGAUUGGUGGGAUACUCGUAUUCAGCCACAAGGUUCCCGUUAUAUUGCUAGCUUGACUUGGGAAUCAUUUGUUGAGUUGUUCAAGAAAGAGUUCUGUACUGAGUGGGAGCUGCAAGCUUUGGAGUCUGAGUUUCUUGAGAAGCUUCGAUUUUGUAAACACUUGUAUCCUAAUGAUUCUUCACAGGUGAACAGAUAUGUUACUGGUCUUCCUGCUGAUUACCGUCCUGUGAUAAGGAUGCAACCGACUCUCCGAAAGGCGGUUGACUUGGCAAAAUCUAUUGAGCAUGAUAUGAGGUAUAAAGGGAGGAAAGACACUUCUUCUGGGUUUAAGAAGAAAUUUGAUGGUGCAUCUAGAUCAGGGUCUUCAAAGAAGCAUAAGGGUGGGUCUUCAAGGGAGAAUGAUACUAAGCAGGCAGGUAAUUGGUGUGCUCGUUGUAGGUCCAAGCAUAGUGGACCAUGUUCUAUCAGCACCUUGAGUUGUAGUAAGUGUACAGGUAUGGGGCAUUUUGCUAAGGAUUACACAGCCGAGCCCCGUUGUCAUUAUUGUAAGCAGACAGGGCAUCAGAGGUCAGAUUGUCCGUUGUUGAAGACUGCACAUAAGAAGAAUGAGCGACCGAAGACUACAGCUCGUGCCUUCAACAUGACUGCUGAACUUGCUCGAGCCGAUGAUGAGGUAGUUAGAGGUACCUUUAUUAUUAAUUCUUCUCUUGCUAAUGUGUUAUUUGAUUCUGGUGCAAAUAGAUCUUUUGUGUCUACUUUAUUUGCUCCUAAGCUUGGUGUAGUAACUCGCCCGUUAGAUAACCCGAUCAAGGUAGAGAUAGUUGACGGUCGUACUUCUAUGGUUCGUGAUGGGUUCUUUGAUUGUUCUAUAGAGAUAGAGGGUCGUUCUUUUUCUAUUGACUUGUUGCUUACUACCGUUGCUGGCUUUGAUAUUGUUGUGGGUAUGGAUUAG